Pteropus alecto (black flying fox) is the source of this 498-nucleotide messenger RNA. RefSeq names its product cytochrome c oxidase subunit 8A, mitochondrial. Gene Ontology annotation, biological process: mitochondrial electron transport, cytochrome c to oxygen. Gene Ontology annotation, cellular component: mitochondrion. The coding region runs from base 71 to 280 and encodes 69 amino acids. Lineage: Eukaryota; Metazoa; Chordata; Mammalia; Chiroptera; Pteropodidae. The transcript has 2 exons. The record is from RefSeq and is a predicted model, not a curated record.
CCGCGCUCUCCAUUUUGACUUCCUGACCUUGGGUUUGCGUUCUGCUGUCUGCAGUGUACUCAGUGCAGUCAUGUCUGUGCUGACGCCGCUGCUGCUGAGGGGCCUGACUGGCCCGGCCCGGCGGCUGCUGGUGCCGCGUGCCCAGCUCCAUUCCAAGCCGCCGCGGGAGCAGCUCGGAACCAUGGAUAUCGCCAUUGGGCUCACCUCCUGCUUCCUGUGUAUCCUCCUUCCGUCCGGCUGGGUCCUGUCUCACCUGGAGAGCUACAAGAAGCGGGAGUGAAGGGGGACCGUCCUCUCUCUUCACCCUGUGACCUGACCACCCCUGGCCUGUCCUGAUCAUGUCUGCUGCAUUCCUGGCCAGCCUCCCCUGGACCACGUCCUUCAAUUACUGUGACCUCUCGAUUUCUCCAUUGCGACAUCAUGGGACCACAUAUAUUGAUUUAUAAGGCCCUGCUCGGUAGGGCCCCUGUUGUAACAAUAAAGUCUAUUUAAAUCUUG